Molecule: messenger RNA, 1275 nt
Organism: Brienomyrus brachyistius
Lineage: Eukaryota; Metazoa; Chordata; Actinopteri; Osteoglossiformes; Mormyridae
Product: ALK tyrosine kinase receptor-like
Exons: 4
Coding region: 1-1275 (424 amino acids)
Biological process (GO): positive regulation of kinase activity; multicellular organism development; regulation of cell population proliferation
Cellular component (GO): signaling receptor complex
Molecular function (GO): transmembrane receptor protein tyrosine kinase activity; ATP binding
Source: RefSeq, a predicted model, not a curated record
AUGCCUGUGCGAUCCCAUAGGGCGAGUUACUAUAGGAAGGGCGGUAGGGCGAUGCUGCCCGUCAAGUGGAUGCCCCCUGAAGCCUUCAUGGAGGGGAUUUUCACCUCCAAGACGGACACCUGGUCCUUCGGCGUGCUGCUCUGGGAGAUCUUCUCCCUGGGCUACAUGCCUUACCCCAGUCGCAGCAACCAGGAGGUGCUAGAAUUCGUCACCAAUGGGGGCAGAAUGGACCCUCCUAAGAACUGCCCCGGGCCCGUUUACAGAAUAAUGACACAGAGUUGGCAGCAUCAGCCAGAAGACAGACCGAACUUCUCCACCAUCCUGGAGAGGAUCGACUAUUGCUUACAGGACCCGGAUGUGGUGUCCGUGCCCCUCCCCGUAGAGUAUGGCCCCCUCCCUGAGGAGGAGGAGCGUGUGCCCAUGAGGCCCGAAGACCCCAGUACCCCCUCGCUUCUGGUGUGCGUCCCGGGACAGGAGGUAGCUCCCACGGGGGAGUGCAAGAAAGAGGCAGACGUGCCGCUACAACCCAGUCAGGCCCCGCAGUGCCCUCAACCCGCUGGAGGUCCUGAACUUCCACCCGCCCUGGGAGCAGCCCCUCCUCCACCCUGCUACCCACACCUCCAGGUGCCGCAGGGGCCGCCAGCAGCUGCCAAGCCUGUCUCCGCCGCUGGCCAACCUGGCGCCGAGGGCGGCCAUGUCAACCUGGGCUUCACGCAGGGCCAGCCCCCUGAGAAGGAGGGCCACAACGGCAAGCCCACCAACCUGUGGAAUCCUACGUAUGGCUCCUGGUUCCUGCAGCAGCAGCAGCGGAGGCAGCAGAGGCAGGUGGUGGGGAGGGCCCUGGGGGAGGGGCAGGAGCAUGGGGGCCGGACUGUGGGGGAGGCCGCCGGUCUGCAGCUCCAGCACAAACAGCUGCUCCAGCAGCAGCACCAAGGCCUUUGUCGGCCGCUGCUCCCUCCCCCACCGCCCCCCACCCCCACAGCCGCCCCACUCCUUUUGGAUUCGGCAUCCCUUCCUCCCGUGCCUCUCUUCAGACUGCGCCGCUUCCCAUGCGGAAACAUCGGCUAUGGUUACCAGGAGCAGGGCCUGCCUAUGGAGCCCCUCGUGGCUCAGGCCCCGCCCCCACCACCCGUGCCCCCCUCCCAGAGGCCCGUAUCUAUGGCACGGCUGGGCGUCCCGGAGGACGGCCGACCAUUGCUUGUCACGAUGGGGACGGCCACAAUGCAGGACCCCAGGCUGCCUACGAUGGAGGGGCACAACGCCACCGUGCUGUGA